Coccomyxa subellipsoidea C-169 is the source of this 489-nucleotide messenger RNA. RefSeq lists its product as hypothetical. Gene Ontology annotation, biological process: positive regulation of cell population proliferation. Gene Ontology annotation, cellular component: nucleus. The transcript is spliced from 2 exons. The record is from RefSeq and is a predicted model, not a curated record. Bases 1 to 489 code for a protein of 162 amino acids. NCBI's taxonomy places the organism in Eukaryota, Viridiplantae, Chlorophyta, Trebouxiophyceae, Coccomyxaceae.
AUGUCUGGCAGAAAGCAAAGCAGUGAGGCAAGCGAAGCGAGCGAGGAUGACGACAUUUGGGGAAGUGAUCCUGAAGAUGAAGAAGGCGUCCAGGGACCUCAGCCAGAGUUCUAUGAUCCAGAUCUUGAUACUAAAGAUGAAGCAUGGGUGAAUCGUCAGAGGGGAGGACGCCGAUCAGAUGCCAUACUUAGCUGCCCCGGAUGCCUGACAACAAUAUGCGUGGAUUGCCAACAGCAUGCAGACAAGGAGGGCCAAUUUCGGGCUAUGUUCUGCAUCAAUCCCGCCACCUGCAGGGUGGACAAAAGCAGGACAGUAAAGAGCACGACGCCCAGCCACAGGAAAGGGAAGAGGAGGCGAAAUGAUCAAGAGCACAGCGGGCCAGAAGAGGUGUUCUAUCCUGUUGCUUGUGGAGUAUGCGAUGCACACUUGGGUGUCCAAGAUACAGAAGAGCUCUUUCAUCUUUAUCACGUUGUUGCAAGCACAGCUUGA